AUGGCAUCCAUCAAGGACAAUAAUAAUGGCAACCCAACCACAUCGCACAUAGACAUUGUGAAAAUUGUUGUAAUUGGCGAACCAAGAUGUGGAAAAACAAGCUUUAUCCGCGCAUUUUAUGAUCACAAUGAUCCAGGGGAUAUAUAUUCUGACAAUUGUGUUACAGUGUACCCAUGCGAAUUCGUGAUUAAAAACGAACACAGAAGAGCUGCAAUAUUUGAAAUUCCAAGUGAUAUGAACUUUCCUAAAGAACAAAGAAUGCCACAUUAUGAGAAUGCGAAUGUUAUCGUGUUUAUGUAUGCGAUUGACGCUUCAGCGAGUCUCGAAAUGUUAUAUGAAAAGUGGCUGCCAGAAGCAGCUGAUAUUAUCAAAUCGAACGUAAUACCUGUCGCCCUGGUGGGAACCAAGAAAGAUCUCCAAGAAGACCAACAAGUAAUUGAACGUCUAUCUCUUCAGAAUAAAAAACCUGUUUCAUAUUGGGAAGGUAGGGAAUUUUAUGGAAAACUCCGUAGUUCCUUCAAUGGAGUUGUUUUCAUGGAAUGUUCAGGUAAUGAUUUUGAGGAAGUUCAUGAUGUAUUCGAUCUCAUUUUCGAAUACUCUCUGAAUGGAGAAUGA
Messenger RNA from Argiope bruennichi, 615 nucleotides. RefSeq lists its product as uncharacterized. The coding region runs from base 1 to 615 and encodes 204 amino acids. Gene Ontology annotation, biological process: small GTPase-mediated signal transduction. Gene Ontology annotation, molecular function: GTPase activity; GTP binding. Lineage: Eukaryota; Metazoa; Arthropoda; Arachnida; Araneae; Araneidae. The transcript has a single exon. The record is from RefSeq and is a predicted model, not a curated record.